This is a messenger RNA of Calidris pugnax (ruff), 724 nucleotides long. RefSeq names its product parvalbumin, thymic. Gene Ontology annotation, cellular component: cytoplasm; nucleus. The record is from RefSeq and is a predicted model, not a curated record. Lineage: Eukaryota; Metazoa; Chordata; Aves; Charadriiformes; Scolopacidae. Gene Ontology annotation, molecular function: calcium ion binding. The transcript has 5 exons. The coding region runs from base 136 to 465 and encodes 109 amino acids.
AAUCUAAAAUCUGUAUAUGGUAUACAACUUAAAGUAUAUAUAUGCAAGCUCAGCUCUGGGGGAGACACACGGCAAGUACGUCCCUCCCAACCAGACCGCCUCCUUACCCCGCCGAGAAGACCACAAAGCUCAACAAUGGCCAUCACUGACAUCCUCUCUGCUAAAGAUAUCGAGUCUGCUCUCUCCAGCUGCCAGGCUGACGAUUCCUUCAACUACAAGUCCUUCUUCUCCAUGGUUGGUUUAUCCAGCAAAACUCCUGAUCAGAUAAAGAAAGUUUUUGGAAUCCUGGAUCAGGACAAGAGUGGUUUCAUUGAAGAAGAGGAGCUUCAACUGUUCCUGAAGAACUUCUCUUCGAGUGCCAGAGUCCUCACCUCUGCGGAGACCAAGGCUUUUCUGGCUGCAGGUGACACUGAUGGUGACGGCAAAAUUGGGGUGGAAGAAUUCCAAUCUCUGGUGAAGGCGUAGACAGCAUUAGACCAAAGGCAACCUUGGACUGACUCUUCCAAUUACCUCGUCCAACAAGCACUUCGCACCCAGCGUGUGUUUGUACAUUUUUAUAUUGCUUCAGGCGUUAACAAUUCUCCCUGCAUCGAGUCCACAGGCUGGAUUGCUGAGAAAUCUUGCAAUGUACAGCUGUUUUGGUCACACAACAUUGUUACAUUUCCAUUGUAAAGAAGGCACUUUGUGAUUUUCAACCACACAAAUGUUGAAAUUGUGGCUGGAA